AUGGACGAUGCUAAAAUCUAUAAGGAAGUAACAACGGACUUUGAAUGUGAGGAGCUGCAGAGUGACUUGGACAAUGUGCUGUGGUGGUGCUCGGAGAAUGAGAUGGAGUUAAACAUAUCUAAGUGCGUUGUACUCUCUUUCUCUCGGCGCACGAAUGUAACGGUGUUCAACUAUACCUUAUUUGGUUCGACUCUCCACCGAUCCUCUACAGUGAAAGAUCUCGGAGUAACUGUUUCCUCGAAUCUAAGUCCAGAACCUCACUUAAGAAACAUAAGUAAGAAGGCUUAUUCUGCUCUGGGAUUUGUUGUCAGAAUGUCUCGAGAUGGGUUUUCACCUCAUGCCCUAAGGACUUUGUAUGUGCAGCUGGUCCGCCCUUUGUUGGAGUACUGCUCGCCAGUUUGGUCACCAUACCUGAUAUGCCAUGUUGAUCUUCUCGAGGGUGUACAGAGAAGAUUUCUCCGAGUACUUGGAGUGAGUCUGAGCUUUCACUGCCUUGAAGUACCACUGGAUGAGAUGGAACGUCGGUUUGGACUUCUUCCUCUGAGUUCGAGACGCAAAAUCUUUGAUCUGCUGCUCUUAAAGAAGAUCAUCACAGCCUCUGUCGAUUCACCAGAAUUGCUGAGCAGGGUUGAUUUUCGUUGUGCUCGGGAGGUUCGAUCCAGAGGACUCUUUGAGAGAGCUCAUUGUUCGACACAGUAUUCUUACCACAGUGCUCUGCCUCGCCUUCAUCGUUUGGGAAACAGCCUGCCCAGUUACAUCGACCUGAUUCAGUUCUCCGAGAAUCGUCUUAGGAAAGAGCUAACCAACUUCUACUCGUCAGAAGAGUGCAUGUUUGAUUUUUUUUUUAAUUAG
Macrosteles quadrilineatus (aster leafhopper) is the source of this 852-nucleotide messenger RNA. RefSeq lists its product as uncharacterized. The transcript is spliced from 2 exons. Bases 1 to 852 code for a protein of 283 amino acids. Lineage: Eukaryota; Metazoa; Arthropoda; Insecta; Hemiptera; Cicadellidae. The record is from RefSeq and is a predicted model, not a curated record.